AUGGGCACCGUUUUGUCCAUAUCCCCGGCCUCCAAGAAGGCAUCGAUCAUAGACGUGGAAUCAGGGGACGCUCACAAAAACGACAAGAGCCUAAAGAAGCACUCUAUGUUCGUUUCUUUAUCGUGGAAAAAGCUCGUGGCCAACCCGGCGAAGAAGAGCGCCAAGAAAGUGACGCCGAACCCCAUCGUGCCAUCCAACCAGGUGGCGCAUCUCAACAGCGAAAAUGCUAGAAAAACACACCAAACUGAAGAAAAGAAACCAAAAGCCCCUAUCCCCGUGCCAGUACCCACCGUCCCCGUAAACAGUGAGCAAAAUGGAAGACUUGGCUGCGUACAGAAGCAACCCAGUACUUUGUCUUUGCUGUCACCAAGACGCAUUGUUAUCCAGGCGUCCACCGGGGAGCUUCUACGAUGCUUAGCGGACUUCAUAUGUCGCAGAUGUUAUAAACUGAAGGAGUUGAACACAGGGGAGGUGAUCAUGUGGUUUCGGAACAUAGACCGGACACUGUUACUUCAAGGCUGGCAAGAUCAGGGCUUUAUUACGCCAGCUAACGUAGUCUUCGUGUAUCUACUGUGCGAAGAUACCAUUGAGGACAGCGUGGACAGCCCGGUGGUCCUACAGGGCACGUUUCAGACUUGCCUCUACCUUGCGUACUCCUACAUGGGCAACGAGAUCUCCUACCCCCUCAAGCCGUUCAUGAGCGAGGCCAACAAGGACGUUUUCUGGGAGACGUCGCUGCGCAUAAUCAACAGGAUGAGUGCCAAAAUGCUGCAGCUCAACGCGGACCCGCAUUUUUUCACCGAGGUUUUCCAAGAGCUGAAAAACCAACGUGAAACGAACGAGGCCAGCUUGGAUCGCUGA
Messenger RNA from Boleophthalmus pectinirostris (great blue-spotted mudskipper), 861 nucleotides. It is a transcript of the gene cdk5r2b, whose product is annotated as cyclin-dependent kinase 5, regulatory subunit 2b (p39). Gene Ontology annotation, biological process: positive regulation of cyclin-dependent protein serine/threonine kinase activity; activation of protein kinase activity; brain development. NCBI's taxonomy places the organism in Eukaryota, Metazoa, Chordata, Actinopteri, Gobiiformes, Gobiidae. Bases 1 to 861 code for a protein of 286 amino acids. The record is from RefSeq and is a predicted model, not a curated record. Gene Ontology annotation, cellular component: protein kinase 5 complex; cytoplasm. Gene Ontology annotation, molecular function: cyclin-dependent protein serine/threonine kinase activator activity; protein kinase binding. The transcript has a single exon.